GGAAGAAGUCGUGAAACGGUGGGAGGGAAAGACAAAAGUAUUGCGGAAUACGGAUUUUUCGUACUGAAUAUCAGCAUUCCUGACUUUAUUUUUUACGUGUUUUUUGCCAGCUUUGAAAAGAGCAGGAUUCGAAGGAGAAUUUGGAUUUUUGUUUCACGCUUUUGGGAAUGCUUGUGUUUAUUUUUUCAGUCGAAUUCUGGAAUGAAUUUUCAGGGCCGACUUCGUUUGGGCGAAUCUAAGUGGAACGAAGUGCGAGAAAUCCUUGGGAGUGGCUUACACCUAUUGUGUGGUACUGGGGAGGGAUCAAAGCUUUCAAUGCUUUUCGACUUGAAAAAUAUCAACUAUUUUGACCUCUAACGUCGUUCAAACGACGAGGUCAACUGCUGAUGCAGCUGAAAGGAUAUGCUGGUGUCACUUCUCAGUGUGGUACAGCACCCAGUCUCGUGAGUGUGACUUCCGGGAAUAACCAUGUCGGUGAAAAUAUGUUUCGGUGAGAACAUGAUGCGUGGUUGACCAAGUUUUCCGCAGAGUGCAUGAGAAAAAUGCAGUUGAGAGAAAGUGCUAUGAACCCAGGUUCCCCAACAGCAGCAGCAGCAGCUUCCACACGUGCUGAUCCCAGAGCGGUUCAAAAAAAGCCGUCUCUAACGGAACCCAACAAGUUCAAGCGCCACGUGCUGGCCUUGGACGUCGGCACUUCCUCCAUCCGAUGCUUUGUGGUGGACGACAAGGGCGCCAUUGUGGGUGGCGCCCGGGAACCCAUCCGGGUUCUAAGCCCCGGUCCGGGCUUGGAAGAAAUCGACCCGGACCACGUGUGGCAGGAUUCCGUGCGCGUGGUGAAGAUGGCGCUGGCGGAUGCACGCCUAGCGCCAUCUGACGUCCGAGGUCUCGGAAUUUCUGUUCAACGUGGCACGUUCACCACGUGGGACAAGAAAACUGGCAAGGUGUUUCAUAAUUUCGUCACUUGGCGGGAUUUGCGGGCUGCACAACUCGCUGAUAGUGCCAAUAAAUCUGCGACUCUCAGGGCUGUCAAAUGUGGAGGAACAUUGCUGCAUUUUUUGACGAGAAUGCCAAAGUUCAUUGUUGCCUCCAUCCUUCGAUUCCGGUCAAACUUCACAUCCGUGGUGCUGUCGUACAUGCUGACGAACCACGUGGAACUGAGGAAAGCCGUCGCCGAAAAGAACGUUUGUUUUGGCACGAUCGAGUCAUUUCUGGUGUACCGAUUGACCGGGGGAAAAGUGCACGCCAUGGACUAUUCGUGCGCAUCAGCCACGGCCAUGUUUGACCCUUUCCUCCUGAAAUGGAGUGACCUGGUCUUGCAGAUGCUGGGUGUGCCCAAGAGCAUCUUCCCGGCGGUGUUGCCAACGGCGCAUCGGUUCGGGUUCACCGACGAGUCCCUGUUUGGGGCUCCAAUUCCCAUCUGUUGCCUGGUCGGCGAUCAAACGGCGUCCCUUUUCGGGUCCUGUUCAUUCUCCCCGGGCGACGUCAAACUCACCCUGGGCACCGGCGGGUUCAUCAGUUGCAAUACCGGCACGUUAGCGUACGCCAACCUCUCUGGCAUCUACCCACUCUGUGCCUGGAAACUCGGCGAGUCAGAACCCGUCAUCUACGCUGCAGAAGGUGGCAACUCUGACACGGGCACUGUCAUUCAAUGGGCAGUUCGAGCGGGUUUAGUGGCUAAUCCUGGAGACACGGAGAGACUCGCGGAAUCCGCGCCGGUGUCCACGUCUGAACGACUCUUUUUCGUGCCGGCGUUCAAUGGACUCCACGCCCCGGGGCUGAGGGACUCGCAGGCUGCAGCCGGGUUCAUUGGGUUGCUGCCGUACAUGACGCAGGCGCAUAUGGUGAGGGCCGUGUUGGACAGUGUGGCCUACAGGUCGUAUCAGUUGUGCUGUGCUAUUCACGAUGAUUACGAGGCUCGAAGGGAUCGACGACGUGGCAGGAACAGGCCGAUCAAAGUUGAUGGUGGGGUCUCUCAAAAUGGAUACAUAAUGCAACUUUUGGCUGAUCUCUGCGGAAGGAAAUUGAUUUGCAGCAUGGAUUAUGAAUCUGCUGCCCUGGGAACUGCAUACAUUGUGGGACUUCAGACGAAGCUAUGGGAGUCUGAAGAAGACCUGAAGAAAUUCUACCGGCCCGGGAAAGUAUAUUUGCCGAAUCCGUCGAAUCGUGCGCAAGUUCAGCGCAAUUUCCGCCGCUGGCAAGACGCAGUGUGUCGAUUUGGCAGUUGGUACAGUGGAAUUGAGCGUGAAGAAAUGCUGCGUGUGCCGUCAGUGUCGACUAGCUUCGACAUCGACACUGUGUCAGAGAAUAACGACGGCAAUCAAGAAAGCCCCUAUCGACAGUUGCCAGUGUCGUCUUUGAGAAAACAAUCGUCAUCCGGGGACUCGUUGGCUUCCAAAGGCCAACAACUCAAGGAUUUUUGCAAGGCUCUCAAACGCGGUGGUGAACGGGAUUUCUGAAAUAUAAAAUGAUUCAUUUUCCCAUAUUACCGUCCAAAAUUUCAUUUUUUGUGUCGUCGUUUCGAAAAUUUUAAUUCCGCGAAACGCCAGAUUUCGACGACGGAUGGGACGGGAAGUGCAAACAAUAAACGAGUGUGUUUUUUUCUUUGUUGGGUGAAAGAAAUGAAAAAAAAAGUUUUUAUCUCGA
Molecule: messenger RNA, 2643 nt
Organism: Notodromas monacha
Lineage: Eukaryota; Metazoa; Arthropoda; Ostracoda; Podocopida; Cyprididae
Source: the annotation of a GenBank genome assembly